Molecule: messenger RNA, 1909 nt
Organism: Impatiens glandulifera
Lineage: Eukaryota; Viridiplantae; Streptophyta; Magnoliopsida; Ericales; Balsaminaceae
Product: putative pentatricopeptide repeat-containing protein At5g52630
Exons: 1
Coding region: 29-1876 (615 amino acids)
Biological process (GO): RNA modification
Molecular function (GO): protein binding; zinc ion binding; RNA binding
Source: RefSeq, a predicted model, not a curated record
UGAAAAAACAUCAUCAGCAGUUGGUCUGAUGUUGGCGCGGCUCCCUCAAAUUGCUAUUCGAGAAUCGACUCUUCUUCAACCUCCAAUAACCUACGCUUCAUCUCUUUCACAUACAAACCCUAAUCAUAAUCAAUUCGAUAUCUUUACCUUUGAAGCGAUCUAUAGAAACACCUGCAAACUACUACUCUUUCUAACCCAAUCCAGAUCUCUCUCCAAAGGUCUUCAACUACAUACAUUCAUCGUCAAAUCAGGAAUUCAAUCAAUUCCCAUCAUUUCCCAUCAUCUAAUCAACUUCUAUUCAAAAACCCAACAUCCAUUAGAUUCUUGUAGAAUCUUCGCAGAGGCGCCAUUAAAGACGUCAACAACUUGGAGCUCUGUUAUCUCUUCUUUCACUCAAAAUGAACUUCCUUGGCUCGCUAUUGAAUAUUUUCGUCAGAUGUUGGCUGCUGGAAUCCCACCGGAUGAUCAUACAUUCCCAAGCGCAACGAAAGCUUGUGCGAUUCUUUCCAGAGCUGACGUUGGUAAAUCGUUUCAUUCCCUUGCUGUGAAAACUGGGUAUGACAUUGAUGUGUUUGUAGGAAGUUCGGUAGUGGAUAUGUAUGCUAAAUGUGGUGAAAUUUUAAAUGCACGGAAGGUGUUUGAUAAUAUGCCUGAGAAAAAUGUGGUUUCUUGGAGUGGUAUGAUUUAUGGGUAUACUCAACUUGGUGAGAAUGAAGAAGCUUUGAAUUUGUUCAAGCAGGCUUUAUGGUAUCAGCUUGAAGUUAAUGAUUUCACUUUCUCAAGUGUUAUAAGAGUUUGUGGUAAUUCAACUUUACUCGAAUUAGGAAAACAAAUUCAUGGAUUAUGCUUGAAAACGAGCUACGAUUCGUCGAGUUUCGUAGGUAGUUCAUUGGUUUCGUUAUACUCGAAAUGUGGAGUUAUUGAAGAGGCUUAUCAAGUAUUCGAUGAAAUGCCAAACAGAAACCUCGGGUUAUGGAACUCGAUUCUAAUAGCCUCUGCUCAGCAUUCCCACACCCAGAAAGCUUUUGAUUUUUUCAAACAAAUGGAAUUCCAACCGAAUUUCAUCACGUUUCUUUGCAUGUUAUACGCUUGCAGCCACUCGGGUCUAGUUGAGGAAGGAAAGCAUUACUUUCAGUUAAUGAAGAAACAGGGGAUUCAACCUAACGAUCAGCAUUACGCAUCCAUGGUUGAUUUACUAGCUCGAGCAGGGAAAUUACAAGAAGCGGUUUCGAUUAUUGAUGAAAUGCCAAUGAAACCAACUGAAUCGGUUUGGGGGGCUUUACUAACCGGAUGUAGGAUUCAUGGCGAUACUGAAUUAGCCUCUUUUGCUGCAGAUAAAGCGUUUGAGAUCGGUUUCCUUAGCCCUGGCAUGAACAUUCUCUUAUCGAACGCGUAUGCAGCUGCAGGAAGAUAUGAAGAAGCAGCUAAUGCUAGGAAAAUGUUGAGAGAUCGAGGUGUUAAGAAGGAAACCGGUUUGAGUUGGGUUGAGGAAGGGAAUAAGGUGCAUACGUUUGCAGCUGGAGAUAGAUCGCAUUCGAGAAGUUUAGAGAUUUAUCGGAAAUUGGAAGAAUUGGAAAUGGAAAUGGAGCGAGUUGGAUAUGUUGUGAGCACGGGAUUUGUGUUGAAAGAAGUGGGGGUCGAGGAGAAAAGGGAAGCGGUUAGGUAUCAUAGUGAACGGUUGGCGAUUGCGUUUGGUUUGAUUGUGUUUCCGGGUGAGAGGCCGAUUAGAGUUAUGAAGAAUUUGCGGGUUUGUGGCGAUUGUCAUAAUGCGAUCAAGUUUAUGUCGAAAUGUAGUGGAAGAGUUAUUAUUGUGAGGGAUAAUAAUCGGUUUCAUAGGUUUGAAAAUGGGGAAUGUUCAUGUGGUGACUAUUGGUGAUUGUUAUAGUGAUUUUUUUGCUAUUAAAUUUAU